AUGAGAAUGAUUUUUCUCUCAAAAAUUCCUUCUCUCCUCCUUCCUUCACUCAAUGAAGAAAACAACUAUGAAGAUGACGACAACAAUGUUCAUAGAACCAUUCUCGUUCUCUUCGACAAAAAAUACUACAAAUGGAGCCAUAUCUUCGACUUUCAGAAAGGUGUUUGGUGUGUAGGCUCUUCCCACAAUUUCUUGAUUUUUCUUGACAAUAAAGGUUGUCCUUUUCUUGUCAUCCCAUAUUCCAAUGCUUUCAUUCAAGUUCCACCUUUUACCGACUCAUUCAUUCAACAUGCCAAUAUUCCUUCUUAUUCAUAUUACUCUCAAUUCCUUCACAAAUCCUUUAUAUCCAAAGCGGUACUGAUGUCUUCUCCAUCUCCUUUACAAUACACUCUUGCUAUUAUGUAUGAUUACCCUAGUAAGAUUGCAUUUAAUAGCAACCAUAGUACUCAGAAGGUCAUACUCCCUGAAGCGAAACGAUCAUAUUGUGAUAUUGUAUUUGAUAAUAACAUUCUUGACGCUUUGGAUGAAGUUAGGACUGUUGAAGGAUGGGAUUUUCACUGUCAAAAGGUUCCGAAAAAUAUUUUGGAAGUUAAUAAUCCAACCAUUAUGAUAGAUAAGGAAGAAUAUAAAAAAUUUCCAAUUGAUAAAUUUUCAACCAAAUUUUAUUUGGUGAUAUCAGGAAAAGAGUUCAUGUUUGUGGAAAGAUAUAUUGGAAAUUUCGUUAAUGUUAAUGGUGAAGUAGUUUAUGAAGGAUCCACUUUAUCAUAUGAUCAGGUUGAAAAUUAUCCUUACAGAACAAAGCAUUUCAUUAUGUAUAAACUUUACAUGGUAAAGGAAAUAUGGGAAAAUAUUAAGUCACUAGAUGGUCAAGUUGUGUUUGUAGGUGCGAACGAGUCUAAGUUAGUGGAUGCCUCAAGAUGUGAUGGAGAAGGAAAUUCAAUUUACUUUACUGAUGAUAGAUGGGAAGAGAUGGACUUGGACUAUUCAUAUGGUGGACAUGAUUGGGGUGUUUUCAAUUUUCAAGAUUCAAGUGUCAAGCUCUUAGCUCCUUAUGAAAAUAAAAUGAACCCACCACCUAUUUGGGUGGUUCCACUGUACCAUUAA
Messenger RNA from Vicia villosa (hairy vetch), 1104 nucleotides. RefSeq lists its product as uncharacterized. Bases 1 to 1104 code for a protein of 367 amino acids. Lineage: Eukaryota; Viridiplantae; Streptophyta; Magnoliopsida; Fabales; Fabaceae. The transcript has a single exon. The record is from RefSeq and is a predicted model, not a curated record.